This is a messenger RNA of Lycium ferocissimum, 799 nucleotides long. RefSeq lists its product as uncharacterized. Lineage: Eukaryota; Viridiplantae; Streptophyta; Magnoliopsida; Solanales; Solanaceae. The coding region runs from base 25 to 444 and encodes 139 amino acids. The transcript has 4 exons. The record is from RefSeq and is a predicted model, not a curated record.
CGAAACGGGUCUGGAGGCGUUUCGAUGGAAGAGGACGACGGAAGGAGAGAAGCAGCGAUAGCAUCAGCACCAUCUCUACGACCCAAUUUCACGCCCAAAAAGGGUCUCAAUCCUUCUCAACUUUCCAAGUUUCAAGAGUUGCACCGAAGACGCUUAAAAAUAAAAGCAAAAUCAAAAUCAAAGAUCAAGGAUAAAUCAAAAGGACUUGAUAAGGCUGGAAAGUAUAAUGGUAAAGAUGUCAAUGCCAAAUGCAAGGAGAUCAUGGAUGAAAAAUCAAUUAAAGCAGCUGAAGAUCCAAGAAUUACGUUGUCCAUAGGCAGUAUGACGGACCUUUCACCCUCUCAAGAAGACAGCUUAGCAGGACACACACUGUCAAAAAAGCGACAGAAGUUGCAUUGGGGGCUUGACACCAAGGAGAGAUGGGAAAGGAAAUCCAAUAUGUAGAGGUAUCAGAUUCUGAGUUUGCUGUGCUCCUAUCAUGCUAGACAGCUCCAAGGAAGGCAGUGUAAAAUCUUUGAUCUACAUGUAGUAAUGGAUCUAUUAUGAACUAAGAUGAUGUGUCUGGCUAAAUCAUCCAGCUCGUAAACCCAAGCUUAAGAGUGUAAAGAUGUACAUUGAUCCCUAGGUUUAUGAGGAAAUGGUAACUAAGCCUUGGCUCUGGCGUAGAUCAACCAAUUACUGCUAAAUGACUUUGAUUCUUCUGGGCUUGGCCCUUUCACUUGUAAUUGCACGUGUUUUAUUUGUUAAACAAUACUAAUAUUUUUCUUUAAAAAUCGUACAGUUUGGAAAUUCCAGCGAA